This is a messenger RNA of Trichomycterus rosablanca, 684 nucleotides long. Its product is annotated as neurturin. Lineage: Eukaryota; Metazoa; Chordata; Actinopteri; Siluriformes; Trichomycteridae. The transcript has 2 exons. The coding region runs from base 1 to 684 and encodes 227 amino acids. Gene Ontology annotation, molecular function: growth factor activity; receptor tyrosine kinase binding; glial cell-derived neurotrophic factor receptor binding. The record is from RefSeq and is a predicted model, not a curated record.
AUGAAGUUAUGGAAAAGGGCCAUUAUUGCCGUCGUACUUCUUAGCCUUGGUCUCUCACUCCUGCUCGCCAUGAUCGUGAUACCUGCCGGGUCCUUUAACCCCUGGUCCUCGACAGCGUCUCUAAUUCAGAAUCCUUCGUCAACAGCACAAGCACCAGCACCAUUAUCGUCUUCGUCGUCGCCCAAACCACUGGGUCUUCGCCGGGUGGCUAGAUCGACCGACGACAUGGGCUCUCUACUGUCAGACUUUUCCUACCUGUUUCAGAGCUUUACAGAGAGCGAGCUGGAGAAGGUGAUCGGGUCUCUGGUGGACAGGAAAGUGGGAAGGAGGACGAAGCGGGAGAAAAGAGACAGAGACGAAUGCUCGUUGCACGAGGUGGUCCUGACAGUAAGCGAGCUGGGCCUGGGCUACGAAAGCGACGAGACCGUGCACUUCCGUUACUGCAGCGGGAGGUGCACGGUUACGCGGCGCAACUACGACUUGGUGCUGGAGCACAUGCGCUUGAACGAUGCGUCCGGCGACAGAGGCUGUCCGACCGACGAGGGCAGGUCGAAGAGGGAGAGGGGACGAUACAGCCCCUGUUGCCGACCCACCAAAUACGAGAAGAACAUGUCUUUUUUGGACAAUAAAUCAAAGUUCUAUACAAUCCGGAAUGUGACGGCCAAAAAGUGCGGCUGCGUAUGA